GUUUAAAUCAAUUUAUGCAAUUUAUAAAAAAAAAUAACAAUAAAAUUUGGAAAACUUAUUACCUAACUCUUCUUCCCAUCUGCUUCAUCAUUUUUGUUCCCCUCGAGAGAUAGAGAUAGAGAGAUUCGAGAGACUAGAAGAUGAGUUUCCAAGAUCUCGAAGCUGGCUCUCGUUUUCCGGCGGCUAAUCGUUUUUCCGGCGGGAGGCAGCAGAAACCUUCGUCUCGUGGGGAUCCGUCUCAGGAGGUAGCCGCCGGGAUUUUCAGGAUCAGCACGGCCGUCAAUUCCUUCUUCCGCCUCGUUAAUUCGAUCGGAACGCCCAAGGAUACUCUUGAAUUGCGAGAAAAGCUGCAAAAGACAAGGCUACAGAUAUCAGAAUUGGUGAAGAAUACUUCAGUCAAACUUAAGGAAGCUAGCGAAGCCGACCUCCAUGGAUCAGCUAGUCCGAUUAAGAAGAUUGCGGAUGCUAAACUAGCCAAAGAUUUCCAAUCAGUUCUCAAAGAGUUUCAGAAAGCUCAGAGACUUGCAGCCGAAAGAGAAAUAACAUAUACUCCUGUGGUUACAAAAGAAAUACCUACCAGCUAUAAUGCACAAGAACUAGAUACUGAAUCUAUAAGGAACUCCCAGCAGCAAACUCUUCUUCUACAAUCAAGAAGGCAGGAAGUGGUGUUUUUAGAUAACGAAAUAACAUUCAAUGAAGCAAUUAUUGAGGAAAGAGAGCAAGGGAUUAGAGAAAUUCAAGAACAGAUUGGCGAAGUAAAUGAAAUCUUCAAAGAUCUAGCGGUUUUGGUGAACGAUCAAGGAAUUAUGAUCGAUGAUAUCAGCUCUAACAUUGAUAACUCACAUGCUGCAACUGUACAAGCCACUGCUCAACUGAGAAAAGCAUCUAAAACUCAAAGAGCAAACUCAUCUUUGACAUGCCUACUUAUUCUCAUUUUUGGGAUUGUGCUACUCAUUGUCAUCAUCGUUGUCUUGGUGUAAGCAUGAAGCCAUGAAGCACCAAACUCCAAGCUUCAACCUUCAAGCAUCAAGCAAAAGACAAAUCUAUGAAACUAAUACAAAGACCCAUUGAAGAAGUAUAUCUAUUGUACAGAUUAUUUAUACCCCAUCGUUCUUCCCAUUAAAUAGAAUUGAAUCUUGACUUCUCAUCGUGUGAAUGCUUUAUGUAUUAAACCCAUUUAAAGAUCUUUAUAAGCAAUAAAAUAUGAACAUGUUUGUUUAGUAAACAUAUGAAACGCCGUUUUUUU
Messenger RNA from Eutrema salsugineum, 1246 nucleotides. RefSeq names its product syntaxin-21. Gene Ontology annotation, biological process: vesicle fusion; vesicle-mediated transport; intracellular protein transport. The transcript has 7 exons. Bases 141 to 980 code for a protein of 279 amino acids. Gene Ontology annotation, molecular function: SNARE binding; SNAP receptor activity. NCBI's taxonomy places the organism in Eukaryota, Viridiplantae, Streptophyta, Magnoliopsida, Brassicales, Brassicaceae. The record is from RefSeq and is a predicted model, not a curated record. Gene Ontology annotation, cellular component: SNARE complex; endomembrane system; membrane.